AGGUUCUCUCUUUUUAUAAUUUUUACCCGUCAAGCUCAUCAACCUCAAGGUCUUCUGUCACUUGCUUCUAUUUUGAGAUCAUGAGCGCACUUAGAUUCUAAGAGAAGAUGGUCCGGUGGCGUCCGAUCGCUUUGCUGGUGCUCACAAGCACCAGCUUGUUGCUUGGUGUGUUUUGCUGCCUCUUCUGUUAAGGGUUCUUCCUUCGGAUGUAGUUCUUUCGGAAUGUGAUGCCGAAUCCUACAUUCCGAAACUUCGUCUCCUCUAACUCUGGGAUCUAGAUUUGGGCCUGUCGCUGAACAAAUCCCUCGGCAAUUGGGUCGCGACGAACCUUGCGGUUCUCUACGUGUGGCAAGACCAGGCUUCUACUUCUGACAGCAUAGAAGUUGUACAAGAAGUAGAGACCACGGGCAAAAAAGCACCAACUACAUCUUCUUCUUCGACAUAUUCGUCUUCUGCAAAGGAUGAACAACAAGGAGAAGAACGAGAUGAUGACAACAACAUCAGCAUUAACCUCCAACGAAGUAGCACUAGUGCAGAUGCAAGCGCUAGUGGUGAAGACGAGACUCUGAGCAUCCAUGUUGACGCCGUGGCACGAAGUUAUCUUUUUGGGCAAACAGAGGAGGAGGAAGACGGUGCAGGACGUCAGGAGGAAGACGAUCAGAAGCAUAGGUUAAGGCAUGGACUCAGGAGCAUAGACCCAAUCCAUCAAUCCAUUUCUAGUUACUAGUAUAAAAAUUGAAGAUCGACGAGAUCGAGAUCCAUCUCUAGCAGGACUUUAUUUAAAAGGUCUUUCCGCUCUGUUACCUGAAGUAGUGGUGCAUACUGUUAUUAAAGAUCUUCUCGCAAGUGCAACCUUCUGUAUCAUAAAUGCACACGACCAACAGCACAAGGGGAAUGCUGAGAUUACAUUUUGUUGCGGAAUCCACACAGGGAGUUACUAGGAUCCCUACAGGGACUUGCGGGAAAAUCUGUCUUUGAUAAGAAAUGUCUUUUGAUACAGAGAUGAAUAAUCCUAAUCCUGAUGCUGCAUCAGUGAUGCAGGGAUAAAAAGCUCUAAGAACAAGACAUAGAGGAAAUUUUAGACGUGUCGGUCGCAACUGGGAGAACCACGAGGGCGUAGACAAGUCUAUGGAGGACGAGGACGUAGAACUAGAUCAAGAAUUUGCCAAUCAUAGCAAUCUUUCUUCAUCCGGAAACUUCACCACCACAUCUUCUACUUUGGUCAGAGAUGAAAAUGGAAAUCAUACGAGGACUUACAACACCAGUGAGGACCACAACGUUUAUCAGGUCGUCCGGGACCACGACGUCGAACAACAGCAGGUGGAACACUUUGCCUCCGCGUCGGACGAGGUCAGUAACGUUAAGCCUGUAGCUGAUCCAUCUGUGAAAGCAUCGGAGGUCCUGGAUGAAACGUAUGGGGGAGCAUCGCACGGACAUGCUCCCCCAUACUUUCAAGGAUGCACGUGAAAGAUGAAUCACGGCCAAUUCUAAUAGUGGAGGAAAUGUCACAAGGUGGAACGUUACAGCUUCCUUUGGAGGAAACUUGAGCUCCGCGAACGCUAGCAACGUUUCUGCAUCAACAGCUACGCCGGAAGCGAGAGUUGAGACAGAGCAGGAGCAAGGGCAGGAAUCCUUUUUAGAAGGAGAGGGGAAGAAGUUAUGAAGACAAUCGUGCCACGCUUUUUCACUUCAUAAAGAUACAUAUAAUGAUAGUAACUAAGGGGCAUCAAGAUCAAGUGCAUCACACUAUUCUCUUCUUCUAACGGUAGAAGCUGACGACGAGGAUGCUCAGAGUCUUCAUCGUCUUGAGAAGCAUGAGCCUGACGAAGACGAGGAAAGUGAUCAUCUUGAUGAGGAGGAUGGCGAAGAAGAUGAAUUGAAUUUGAAUCGCGGAGAUCAUUUACGGCUACUUACGUUAUUAAAAUUGAAGGUGUUCCUGUUAGUUAGCGUUUGUUUUGCCUCCCCUAACAAGGGAGAAAGGCAGUAACAAAUUAUGGGAAACAUCAGAAACACCAAACCCCUUGUGCCUCUAAGACACUCAUACGAGGACCAACUUUUUCACGAGGACCACCACGAUAACCACAAUUUCCUUCAGCGUCGUGAUGCUCUUGCUCAUGGGGUGGACUAUGAGCAUGAUCACUACCAUUACAAGAGCAGCUACAACAACAAUGAGGAUGAAGAUCAUCUGAGCCAGAAUUUUCUUCAAUCCGCUGCUCACAACCAUGGCCAAAGACGAGAGAACGAGGAGGACCAUCACCUCCACUACGACGGUGAACUGCUACACGAUCGUCGGGGAUCGCCAUACAACUACCCGGCUUAUAAUUACCAUCAACCCAGUGAAGGAGAAGACGAUGAACAGAACAAGGAGCAACAGCAUAGCGUUCGUGAAGAAUCUAUGCUGGAGUACGGUGCUCGCCAUCAACUUAUGAAGGCAAUUAAAAAGUUUCAACGAUAGCGUGAGCGAUAGUGAUUAUACUGACUAGUUUCCCUGACUCCGUCUAGACGUUACCGUUAGAUAUGAUAAGGAAAGAGCGAUAAGCUUUAUGUCGUUCCGAACCUUUGUUGUGUUUCCAAAUAGGUAAGACUUGUUCUUGUAGUUAAUGUUAAAGUCGGUGUAUGAUGUCUUGUUGGAGCCUGAUAAUCUUCGUCCUGCUCUAACCCUUGGUCUUACAUCCAGCACAUGAGCGCGAAUCAUUUGGAUCACGCCGGCUACGAGUAUCACGCCGGCUACGAGUAUCACGGGAACUACAACUACAACUCAACAGUCGCUCAACAACAACAAAUGGUCUCUGGUGGACGCAGUUCGAGUUUCGCUCAAUCUUCUCGUUCUCGGACAGGCUCCCCCGCGUCUAGCAUGUCAUCAGGCUCGGCUUCGUCUCGGCCAAGCUCAGCUAGUUCUCAUGGACCAAGUGUAAGAAGGGAUCGAUAUGGAUAAAAUCAAGAACGUUACUAAAACAAAAUUUGUUAUCGAAUAGUUCUUCAUCUUGUAAAUUUAAACUUGCAUCAUCAUUAUAUAUCUAUUUUCCGUGUAGCUUGACUCUUUCUUUUUCGGACCCCAUGUGCUUCUACGUCAGUUGUAUCUAGUAAAUAGAUACUAGAAAUAGAUUUAGAUGAUAGUAGUACAGAGCUAUUACUGUUGCUGUUUCUCUACAUCUUGUUCAACAUCUUGCUGUUCAUGGGAGGAACAUUAACAAGGAAGAGCUCAAUAUGGUUACUGAGUGAUAACUUCACUACUAGAUGAUACUGAUACAUCUUUUCAUCGUCGUGGUCAAUGGUUUACAGGGUCACAAAGUGGAGGUAGUUCUUUUCGUGUGAUUGAGUAUCUAGUGAAUCUAUGCAUAGUUGUGAGCAUAUAUUUUCUUGUAUUUAAACAGACGUAGAGGAUUAUCUACUGACAAAGGAAGUAGAUAAGCACUUCAUCUAGGACGACUAGGUGUACAGAUCAUGUCCACAGUCAGCUGUCCUGGAAGAUGUCUGGCCACUGGCAGAGCCAGGACCACUUCUAACCUAAGUCAAAGACAUGCGCGAGUUUGCAACUGCACAGAGACAGAGGUGUCCUGUUGUCGAAAAACGCAAAAGCGACGAGAGCGAAGAAGGAGCAGGCGCAGAAGCUAAACUGCGACGACGCUUCGUGCCGAAGCUUUCUCCGGAGAACACAAAAAUCCUCGAGAGAGGGGGUAUAAAGACGACGCUCAAUGUUACGGAGUGGUAUGAUAAUGUGCGUGUAUUUGUAUAUAUAAGCAUUGGAGGCUAGGAGCGCAAGUUGUAGAAGAUCGAAUUAGAUGUAGAUGCAGAUGGAGUGAUAUUUUUUAGUUUUCAAUGAUCAUUUACCAACUUGAUCGUCCCAAAUGAAGUAGAAGAUACGUCACACUUGUGCAUCUUAGCAUCUUUGAAAAACGUAGCAGAUUCAGAUCAACGAACAAAGGUAGCGGAUUUCGUCUCAUGGUGAAUUCUUCGAAUCUUCCAGCAAUCGCAUUUCCCAUAUUACUACUCAGCUAUUUAUAAUGGAUGAAGUUGUGAAGAAAAAAACUCUAACAUCCCGGGGGAAAGCGAUCCGGACGGUGUUUACAUCUUCGACGAAAGUCUUCGUCUCGAACUUCUUCAAGGCUUUGCAGUAUGCGAAGCACUUGAGUACUACGACAUCUGCACGACGACACACGAAUACGCUGAGCUGUUGCAGACGCACAUCAGUGAAGCUGCAGUUAAGGCCAAACUUUUAUAUUAUCGCUCCCUGUUCGUUGACCAUAACCAUCACUGCAAGGCGGUUUCUUGUCGAUUUCUUGGAAGAUUAUAAGUGAUCAGGAGAAGUAUUGUUCUGGGACAAAAAUAGGUUGCACGGCGAGCGCGGUAGCUGCCUCCUGCUAUUCGUGAACACAGAAAUAGACCAAAGACGCACCGGAUUGAAAAAGAGUUCCCACUUAGCUAUAGUAUAUACUUUUACUUAUGUUCCAGGGCGCGGGGCGGCGCCCCCCGCCUCAAAAGAGGCCCAAAGGGCCGCCUCCGCUCCCUUCCAGGUGCUUGGCUAUCCCCUGAAGUAGGCAGAAGGCCCCAAGAGGGGCUCAAGGGGCCGCCUGUACCCUCCGGGCCCUUGGUCGUCGGCUUGCUUGCUCUUGCGACCGUGGCCGCCUUCGGCUGCCUUUUACCCCGGAGGCCUCCCGCCUGCGAGGUUCAGCAGGGGCCAGGAGGUCCCCCAGGAACACGCUGAGAGGCCCAAGGGGAGGCCCGCGCCAAGUUUUGAUGCCGUCCACCACUAGAAUCCGCGAAAAAUCCGCGCGGGAAAGCGCGCGCGCGCGCCACCACCGACCAGACCACAGGGGGGGAGGGGGGGGCCGUCUGGCCCUGCGUCCAUAUAUGGCAUAACUAUAAGGCCAAAGUGACAGAGGAGCCUGCCUUCUUUGUUAUCAUCUACAUGCCCUUCAAGGGCUUGCUGCGCUGGGCAUAGUUUAGCACUUAGCAACAAGGCAGAUAAGACAAACAAAGCAAGCUGCUACGCUAUCGAGCUAGCGGCGCGCGGCUGGCUUAGAAAGGACCGGCGUGGACGCUGGCGACUGCUAAGCCAGCUGGGUAGCGAUUUCUAGGCUAUCAAGCCGGAGCGGCUAUGGAAAGCUAGCUUUGGGCCUGGGGAGGCUGCUCGGUAGCGAGCUGGCCAUGCUUAGGCCAAGAGGCUAGCCCUGCCGGGCUAAGCCAGCAGGGUGGCCAUGGCUGGGCUAGCAAGCUGGCAAUGGCUAAGCCAGCGCCAAGCCGGGACGCUUGCGGGCUAAAUAAUAUGGCUAACUUAGCAAGAUUGUAAUGGCGCUGCAGCUAGCACGCUGGCCAUGGCUAAACAGCUGCUACAAAGAUAGACAAGGCGAAGCAGCUAGCGCGCCGGCGAUUAUAGCAGCUAAGCAGCCAGUAGCAAUCUAGCGAAAUCUAUGGCCAAGCAGCUAGCAAGCUGGCCAGGGCCAAGCAGCUAGCAGGCUAGCUAUGGCUAAGCCGCUAGCAAGCGUGGAAGCUAUGGCUAAGCUGCGAGCGCUAGCAAGCUAGCCAGCUACGGCCAACCUAGCAAGCAAACUAGCUUAGUUAGCUACGGCUAUCGAAGGUAAGCAGCGAGCUAGCCACCCAUGGCUAAGCUAGUAAGUGGAGGCCUUUAAGAGGUGUCCCUCUCGGAAGGGUCCACUAUUAGUUUAGCCCAGUUUUAUUUUUUUAGAAAAGUUUACAUAUAGAACGGGCGUAGGAUGGACUUCGAUGGAUCGGAUGGGCCCCCUUCAGUCUUCUGAUCUUGCUGGAAAUGGUGGGCCAGUUUUAUUCUAGAACAAUUUAGAGAACGCGCGUAGGAUGGACUUGAAUGGAUCGGAUGGCAUGGGCCCCCUUAAGGAUUUUGGUCUUGCUUGAAAUGGUGGGAAGUCCAUCGGGCCCGCCCAUUCCGUCCCGGAUCUGGCACCCUUGUAAGUUACUUAUUGUAUCGAUUACUUUUAGAGGCAAGACGAGGCUUGUCACUUUUUUCGGCAUCAUAGUGAGCGAGGAGCUGAAAAAAAGAAAUCGCUCAGCCAUAAGAUAAGGCGGCGCGUCUCCUUUCUGUCGUUGUCGAGUGUGUGAGUCUGUGCAUUUUUGAGAAGAUUCUUGUGGGGAAACAUAGGGGAAAAAGUGAAGGAGCUUGCUACGGUACUCGCUGUAGCUGCUUAGCCAUUAUAGCUAGCGAGCUGCUUGGUGGCUGCUUCCUUUGCGAGACCUGGCUCGGCUGCUGUUUUCUUCGCCAUAGCCAGCUGCUAGCUUGGCCUUGCAGUGGCAGCCAGGGCCAGCCUCUUUGCCUAAUCUUGGCCAGCUUGCUCGCCUCGCCAUAAGUGUCUAGCCCCUUAGCUUUGCCACGGCCACUCCAGCUGGGCUCGUUAGCUUAGCCAAAGCCAGCCUGCAACUGUAGCCACGAGACAGCAACAGCCAGCCCGCUCGCCAUGUUUAGCAAUGUAUGAGGGGCGUCCACGGUAGUCCACCCUGAACCCGCUGCGCGUCGCUAGCUUAUUGCAAAAAGAGGCGCCCACGAAAUGGAUCCCCGAAAGUUGCCGAAGGUUGGACUCCGAGCUGUCUAGCAUAUUCUUGGAGCUUGUCACGCUUGCAACUGCGCCCACCUAUGAAGCAAGGCAGAGGCGUGGCUUGUGGGUUGGUAUGUCUCUACGCGUGUGCAUUCUGUUUGCGUCGGCUUACUUUGCGGCGUCUGGGUGGAUCUAUGUACCCGCGUGCUGCAUCUGCGUAGGUGUCAGCCUCUUCACAAGUGGGGCCGUGGCUAUGGUAUGUAUGUGCCACGGCGUGGGAGAGUGCUGCCCAGUAGCGGCUGACAAGUCGGCAGCAUCUGCCGCGCCGUAGCUUGCUAGAUUGGUGACUGGCUUGGCUGGAUGCGAGAGCACCUGCGCACGCCCUCCCAUGCCCAUAAGUAUGCACAUACCUACGCCGCGGCACGUCUCAAAGCUAGCACAGGUCUGGGAGAUGGGCUGGCCCGCGUGUCUGGGUUUCUCUCUCAGAGUGCGCGUAAGUAAUAAGGGUGUGAUUUUCUACGUUGGACUUGGAGGCCAUAUCGUCAACAAGUAGGCCUUACUUAGACAAAGGCGCAUCGCUUUUCCGUUGGUUUCUGAGAGUUUUUCUGCUUUCCGUUAGUUUCUGAAGAUUGCCGACUAUUUCCGUUCCCAUUUCUUGCGGCUCCGGCGCGCCGUUUCUUUCUGUUUAUUUCCGUCUUCGCCGAGGAGAGUUGCUGAAAGCUUCUGAAAGUUUCCGAAAGUUUCUAUAUAGAUAUACGGCCAGAAAUUAACGGAAAAAGGCGGAAACCCUCGGCAACUUUCGGAAACUUUCGGCAACUUUCGGCGAGAACGGAAAGAACGGAAAUGGGCGGAGCUCUGAAACCACAGAAAACGGAAACAGAAAUAAACGGCAAUAAUCGGCAAAAGGCGGCGGCUUGUUUUUCUUUCUUUUUUCUUGUCUCGUUUUUGAUAACGUUGCGCAAGUUUUUCUGGGUUCGUUGUGCAGGCUGAUAACGCUAUCUGAAAGAGACUCUGGGAAAGUCUUGAGCUUUGUGAGACCCUGAGCGACGAAGUACCGUUCGACAAAUGGGCGCCACUGUCUGACUGGCGAGCGGGUCAACCUAUAUGGAUACGAGCCAAGGCGUGGGCCCGUAUUGGUGUGCCCAAAUGCAUGCCAUGCCAUGGCGCAGACUUUUAGGCACAUAGAUAGAACUAGAAGCCAGCGCCGCGAGGGCGCCGCGUGCGGUAACAAUAUGCAAGACAGGCGCGCGCACCCAUCGGCGCACACCCGUGCCAUGGCUACAGGCUUCCACCUUGUGCGCGUGUCAAUCUACGGGAGCAGGAGCGACGCACAGAAGCAGAGAAAGAAGCGCGCCACCUGUGAGAUAACCAAGCGCCACGCGCAUAGCUAGGCGCGCGCGCGCUAUCUAUGCGCCUGACCUCAUGCCUAUGAUAGGCGCGCAAACAUCUGCGGCGGGCCGGGUGAGAGGAGGGGCGUCCAUGCAUAAGCGCCGCAACCAAGAUAGGACCACGGAGGCGGAAACGAUCCACACACGCAGCGACGCAGGGGCGCGUCGCUCGACAGAUUGCGCGCCUGGUGGAUUGGAGUCACUGGCAGCGCCUGGCGCGUCGGCUGGGUAGGCUGGUUCGUUCUUCCUGGCAAGCUGGCUCGGCGUAUCUGGCAGACAGAUGGGCCCCCUCUCUGCCAGUGAGUCUGCCUGACACGCAGAAAGGAAAGGGGCCCAGCAUGUGGCCCGCUUUGGACAGGCAGAGGCUUGGGGCUAGCCGUCGGCGGGUCGCGCGCAUGAUGGGCGGCGGCUCCCUACUAACUAGGUGCGUGCGCUCGGCUGGGCGGAGUUGGUAGGAAACCCCUCAAGGAAUUCACAACCCUCCGCGUCUGCCAGCGGGUCACGUUUGAAGACAAGCACGCCCCACAGGCGUCGCCUUCUAUCGAGUGUCUGAGAGAAAGCGCGCGGGCUGAACUUUCGGAAACUUUCGACCAGGACUUUUUUGCAAAGCUUCGAGGCUAACGGCCUUGCGUCGUGGUCUUAUCUGUCUGGUUGCUAACCUAUGCCCAGCGCAGCGGGCUUGGAAUGGGCUUGCUUUCUGGGCAUGUAUUAAUUUAUGCUGCAGGGACGCGCGGCCCUCCCCUCUGUGGAAGUGGGUGGCCUUAUGGUGGCGCUUGCGCGCUCUUUUCCGCGCUGCUUUUCGCGGAUUCUCACGUUGGGAGGCCUAAAAACUUGGCGCGGGCGUCCCCUUGUGCCUCUCUGCAUGUUCUUCGGGGCCUCUUGUCUUCUGCUGGCUGACCGUUGCAGGCUGGAGGCCUCUGGGGCAGAAGGCCGCCGAAGGCGGCCAUGGUCUCAAGGGCAUCCAAGCAGGCUGAUGACCAAGGGCCCGGAGGGUACAGGCAAUACGGCUCAGGGGGUCCAGCUUUGCGCCCUUUGCUCCCUUCGGAUGCCUUCCACCGCUGGCGCACUGCUGUAGCGGCGAAGCACGUGGGGAGUCUGUAGGGUACACGCAGGCAGCUGGAAGGGGGCGGAGGAGGUCCCCUGGACCCCUUUGGAAGCCUUCCACCCCCGGCAGACGCCUUCCAAAGGGGUCUGGGGAUCCACGCCCGCCCCCCUACGCUAGGGGGGCCGCUACCCUGCGCCCUGGAACAAAUAGAUGAUACUAAUAGCAGCAGGAGGCUUUGGCCCCUCUAGUCCAUUCCUUGAUGAUUUAGAAUAACAAUAUGUACGUAGAGCACGCAUCCAUGUCCAUCAUUUCUUCUUGAAAGAUAGUUUCUCUAUUCUCUUCUAAUACAACCGAUCUGAGGGACGAGAAAAGCACUGCGCACACUCAGGACGUUAGUACGCACGAAACCGUAGCCACGGUUGAGAGUAUGAAGGGGAGCACGAGCAGAGGCAAGGCAGAAAUAGAGGCACUAGUUAAGGCCAGCUCCGUGAAUGUCAAAGUCAAUGCUUUCUACCCAUCGGGGAAAGGGAAUGAAUUAAAACGAUGUCGCGUCAUUAGUAUAUAUGUUCCAGGGCGCGGGGCGACGCCCCCCCCGCUUGCGCCCUGGGCCCCUUUUUCUGGCGUCUGCCGGGGGUGGAAGGCCUCAAAAGGGGGCCCAAUGACUUUCCCCCCUGCGCUCCUCUCCAGCUGCCUGGCUGUUCCCUAGGGGCCUCCGCGGAUGGUGGGAGGCUUCAAAAGGGCGGGACCCCCUGAGCCGUGCCGCCUGUACCCUCCGGGCCCUUAGUCACCGGCUUGGCCGCUCUUGCGACCGUGGCCGCCUUCGGCGGCCUUUUACCCCGGAGCCCUCCCGCCUGCGAGGGUCAGCAGAGGCCAGGAGGCUCCCCAGGAACACGCUGAGAGGCCAAGGGGGAGGCGCGCGCCAAGUUUUGACGCCUUCCGCCACUAGAAUCCGCGCGGAAAAGCGCGCGCGCGCGCCACCACCGACCAGACCACAGGGGGAGAGGGGGGGGCGCCCGGCCCUGCGUCAUAUAUUAGAAAAAUUUAUCGAACGGGUGUAGGGUGGACUUGGAGGGCAUGGACCGGAUGGGCCCCCCUUGGUGGGAAGUCCUUCCAUUCGACCCAUCCGGUCCCUCUUGUCUUGGGUCGUUGUUCUAAUAUAUGAAUGUCAGCCACCCGCCCCUCUCCAUCCACAGGCCGGGGCCUGCUUCCCUGGUACAUAUAAAUAUCCAGUCUUGUCGUAGAUUGUUCUCCUUUUUUAUCUUUUCAUCUCCUUAUCCUGAAAAGUAGUAGAAGAAGUUGGUUUGUAAAUUUUCGAUUUCAGUGGAGUAGUUGUGAUUAUAGUCGUUAGUACAAGAUGUCGAUGAAAAACUCAUUGAAAAGCGAACAGCUGAAUUUUCCACACACGAACCUCUACUGAAAACUACUGACUAGUACGAUACAACCAAGGUGCUCUGCCUCUGGUUAUUAACAUAGUCGAAGCACCUGGUGCUACUUUCUGCAUAAUCAAAUCUUUCGCUUGCGGUGAAACUCAAACUCAAAGUCUACUUUCAUGGAGGUGGAAUCGAAACUACUAGAUAUUCUUGAAGAUGGGAUCGCUUUCUGGUCAUUUAUUGAUAUUUAUAUGCAAAGUUUAAGUAUAUGUUGGUCAUGGUCGUAAAUCCUUGAAACUAUCACAAAGAUCCACAAAGAUCAGAAGGAUGAAGAUCAUCAAAAUGACCAAGAUCGCCAGGCGAACAAGGUACCCACCGGCACCACUUUCAACGCGUUGGCCUUAGUUGGCGCGGGUGUCGGCGGUUUCUCCUCUCUCUCUCGUUUGUCGUUUCAAGCCUCUCAACACAGUCAAGGACAAAGCAACACAGGAAAGAUCUCAAGGAAACCUACAGACCUAAAUGCGUAUGGUUCCAAAAGCAACGAUCAACAGGCAAAGGACCUUCAACGUAUUCAGAUAGCAGAAAUAACGAAUGUUCAUAGCUGUAGCCAGGUUCAUAACGUCUUGUCAGUUCUGAUCAGUUCAAAGAGCAUAAGGAUGAUCGUAUGAGUCAAUGAUGAUGGCAUAGGUGUUCCCAUAUGAAGCAUAUGAAAGUUUCCCCAUGCAACACGAUAUCCCAAUGAAAAGCUGAGACUUCCUUCCCUUGCAACCCCAAUGAACAUCCACAGGGAUCAAAGCAGCCAGAGAUCAUUCGUCUCAGGCUGUUAGUGCAAUCUGUAUCAAACUCAAGCGUUUCUCAAUGAGAAACUAGACGCGACUUAACAGUCUGUGUUCGAAUGUUCCAACACUGCUUUGAUCCCUUGUUCCAACAGUAUAAGUUUAUCAAUUUGAUGGUGCGCCAGAUCAUAAAGAUGGUUGAUAUUAUUAUUAUGCAGGAGUUGCACUUGUAGACCGCUCUAAUGUAGAAAAGCUUGUUGACGACAUAGAGGCCCAUCGACGCUAUCCGCACCCCCUGAGACGAGCGCUAGAAGCACUACGCUUCUACCCGCAAAAGGACGCAACAAAGCUGUGGAAAACACUAGAAGAAGAAUAUGCCAGCAUAAAAACCAGUACAACAACCAGUGGACCACGAGGUCAAGAGCAGAAAGCCGACGACCCCAACGUAGAUGAAGAAAGAGCACCAAGGGAAGAAAUAAUAGCAAGUAUUAAACUACAAUUUCCGGCCGCGGUCUCUAGGAUCGAGUCCACGAAGAUCCCUUCUCACUCUCUCAUUCGCCUCAUCAAAUAUGGAUGAUGUUUACUCUCUCCAUCCUCACGACCAUCGAGGCUCCCCCAUGAUCGGGUACACGUUUUUCAGGGGAAAAGGGUAGCCAUGAUGGUCUAGCUCUAGAGGGGAGAAAAGUAACAUCAUCCAGAUCAACGAGUGUGGUCUUGUCGAAGGAUUUCACAGAGUGGACGUCGAUGAAGAAGCAGGUGAUCAUUCUGCCAUGUCGGAAAAGGACCUUGAGGCAGACGCCGAAUCGGAGCACAGUGCGAGCGAAAUACGAGCAGCUGAAGCUAAUCCUAAUAAGCAUUUUGAUGAAAUAUUUCGAGAGGCAGAAGAGGAAGUGGCUGCAAGCCUCGGCAAGCAACGCCGGAUACUCAACCAGGCCGAAAAAGACUACCAAAAAUUAAGAUUGUUGAGUAUGGGUUAAUCGACUUUAUUUGCAACAACGGCACUUCUUCUCAUGAUCGUCGGCUACUUCUAGACAUCUUCAAUUGCGUUCGUGAAAAUUAUGAGGCUGUUAUUAUUUGUGAUCAUCAUCAGACAUUACUUCUCACGUUAAUGACGUAAAACGACACUGAGUAUGCAGUCGUACCUGGAAAAUGACCGCACCUAGCGACCCGUUCUAAUCAGUGACCUCACGUCAAAAUUGGCGAGGUUGGAAAAGCAAAAAGCAAAGAGGCUGGUGGAUGAGGAGGCACUUAGUGACUACGCGUUGUCGUUGACCAGGAAGAGGGACAGUGACGAGAAACUCGUCAAGGAUGACAGCCAUGCAGCAAAAAAAGAAUCUCCACAAGAAAGGUUAAGCUGUCCAAUUAUAUGCAAACUCCACAAUCCCCAUUCCAAGUAGAAGACUAUCAUCUAUCGAAAAAAACACAACUCUUCUUUCACGACUUUCAUUGAGAUUUACUACAAGUUGGAACACGAACAAGUUAAACUUAUGAUAAUACUUAAAUUUAGUGGUGGUCAUCUCGUCCUGGGUAUCAUACUACUAGCAAGACGAUUCCUUGUAAUUAACCAGCCAAAAAUCUACUAGUCCCUUCAGAAUUAUUUACCGAACGGGAUCUCCACAUCUAGAAGAUGAAGAGGGCCUGGAGAACAUCAAAAACAAAAAGGACUAGCUCUAACAAUGCUCGUAGAACUGCUGGAUGGGAUGUUGCAGGAGCUCGGCACCACGCAGAUGCUCUUAUCAACGUAUGCUGGGCUGGAGAUGACAUCAACGAAGAUCACGCAAGAACGCGAAAAACUACCAGAACACUUGUCGGCAUCAGCCUUCGUUCAAAUUGUGAUGUUUCGCGCCUAUCAAGCAUUCGCGAGAUUAAGGGUUUGACUUUGGCUUUUCACUAUGCGUAUGCAGAAGCAAGAAUGUCAAGAAGUUGAAGUUCAUCUUGUUGCGAAAUUAUUGAAGAGAUUGCUCUACCAGAAAGGGACUUGGUAGUUCUACCUUAGAGCAAAAAGGGGCUGUGCUGGAUCAUGAUCCUUGAAGGCUUCCAGGCAUUCUUCAUCAAUGCCGUCAGCAUAGUGAAAUAACGCGUCUGGUACUCCUAAAGAGAGCACAUGGGCUCUACGAUGUGUUUUCCGGUCAGAAUUGCGAAGCCUAUCAGCAGACCACGAAGUGCACUGAAGCUCAGCGGUUAUGUUGCUAUAAUAGGAAGGUUGUCAGAGAAAUCAUAGGUGGCAACUUCAACUUGCCGAAUGGAUCAUUCAAAUGCUCGAAGAUGGCUAAUCUCCGUUAGCACAGUAACAUCUAUGCAAUGUGUUUAUGCUGUAUUUGAUAUGCUGAUGCUGUAUAAAGCAAUAGUCCCAUGCCGAGAAUGUCCAAGAAGACCUAGUAGAUGACCACCUGCAUGAACAAUAUGACUCAUCACAUAUUAUAAUAUAAUAUAUGAAACGCGCUAAUACCUCUGGCAAAAAUAGCCUUUGACGGAUCCAUUGAAGCCUUGAAGUUUAAGGAGCAGACCGGGACGUGGCUCGGUUAAGGCUAUUUGCUUCGAACGACCUUUCUGUGACUACAUCGCUCUUUAAUAGGUUUAGUACUCCUUGGGACUCAAUGAAAAUUCAUGGAUUUAAAUCUACCUGAUCAUGAUCAUAGGAACUGGUGAGUUACAGACUUCAAACUACAUAAAAGCCAGGCACUCUUCGUUGUAGCCAUAUGUUCUAGUUUUUCUUUACCUUCUACUUCUCUCCUUAUCUGACUCGUACCACCUGAUUAGCGAAAAAAAUGAAGUCAGUGUUUGGUUUUGCUUUUUUCCUGUAAUCUCAACGGUCUAGGUUGUUAUCAUUUUUAUUCGGCUUAGCAACCCUUGCAUGGAUGGGGAUUACCUUGGGUGACAUGUUGGAAUUGGGAUUUCAUAGGUAAAGAAGAAUUUCUAAUAUUUCGCAGUUUGAAUAGUCGAAAACGGAAAACAGUUUUUGUUUUCCGCAAUCGGAGAACAAGUGCUAUACUAUUUACUAGCUUUAGCUGUACCAAAAAUACAAUACAUCAUUAUAUAUAAGAAGGCACUAGAUUACUAGAUUGUUGAUUGAUGCGCCUAGCAAAUCGCUCUAACGACCAGUCUUUCCGGUCAACUCGGCCAAGAUAGCAUUGGAGCUCCAGAGAAGCCGCUUUGACCUGCAGGUCGGACCUGGUGCAGACUACGAGGAGCUUCACAAAGCCAUCUCCGCCAACAUCAACGCGCUUCGUAAUGGCUUCCAGGCAAAGAUCAGUGAAGCACUAGACACGCUCGUAUACUUAAGGGUUGUGAGAAGUAUAACUUGACGUAUCUAGUAAUAAAAUACGCACAUUUAAGACUUGGACUUUUUCAAGAAAUAAAGCCAUGAUAGAUAUGCCAGCUAGAUAGGUCAUCAACCUGAGCGCCCUAAUCAAACAAGGAGACACGCAGGCACAUGCUGCCCAAGAAACAUCUGUAGCGCGUGACUCGACCACGGCCGAUGAACAACUUAAAGCUGAAGGGAGAGGGAGUCUGGAACUACCACACGAAAGAGAAGUUGCUCUAUCAGACACUACUAGAGAUGUCCAUGGCCCUGACGGGAGUGCAAAACUAGACUUAGAAAUAAGUAGUGAUGUUUCAGACACUAGAGAUAACGGGAGUGCAAAACAAGACUCAAGUGGUGAUGCUUCAGAACUUGAAGAAGGGAGUGUGGAAGAUGCUUUGCUCAAGUUUGUAACAACCGAACAUGAAAUGAGAGAUAAGUUGCAGAAGACACACAUACAAGUCAAGAGCAUCAAUACGCAGCAGAUAUUUGAGCUAGAAGAUGCUAUUAAGCAGAUUCAAGCUGCUCGUAACCAAAUAAUGCACGAGUAGAAUCAGAAGAAAGAGAAAUGUGAUGUGAUAAAAAUGAUAGGUGGUGGUAUGAAGAUGCUAGCUGUACUAGUAGUUCUACAACUUCUAUACUGUACUUAGAGUCACCACGACCUGCAACCGUCACCUCCAACCACUUGCACGAGACUUAAACGCGGAGGUAACAAUGUCACCUUUCGCGAGAUUCUGUUUCGAGUAUGCCUCAAUGUAGGCAGGUCUUCGACAUUGAUACAUACCUCUUAUGAACUUGACAGCACCAAGACCAACAAAGAAUUGGAUCUGUUUGCUCGUCUUGCCAGUAAUUUAGAGGGGCUACUUGAGACGCGGACACCAUGAUGAUGAUCAUGUGUCAAAUGUUGAGUAGUCGAAGCAGCAUCAAGGUGUGUUCUAGGUCUUCUUGGAGAGAAAGAGGGCAACGUCGUAGUCAUCAUGAACUACAAC
Amoebophrya sp. A25 is the source of this 15375-nucleotide messenger RNA. NCBI's taxonomy places the organism in Eukaryota, Dinophyceae, Syndiniales, Amoebophryaceae. The record is from the annotation of a GenBank genome assembly.